GGGCCGAAUGUUGAUCCGCAUGUUGGCACUCGCACUCGCACUCGCACUCACUUUCGCUGCCAGGGCUGAGGCGCACCUUGUCGUGCUCAAGCUGCCAGCAAGCGGUUCCAGUUAGUUGGCCUGAUACAGCCUUGACAAUUAUACUGCAUCUUGGUAUGCUCCCCUUUGCAGCGAAAUAACCAUAUGCGAAGAGUAGCGCGCAGCAAGAGGCGACGCGACGAGCCAACGGCGGCAUCCAAUCAAACACCAAGCUAGUAGUCGAGUAUGAGGCACUGCCCCCGGUUGAGGCCCGCAAAGCGCGGGGAUCAAUUUCAUCAAGAGGCAUUGCAUACGUACACACAGUAUCUACAACGACGGGGGGGCCUGAGAAACGCGGGACAAGACGAGACAUGCGGCAAAAGGCAAAAGCUCAAACUCAACACCCCUCGAACUAGCGCGCGGGGGCGGCAACAAGGUUUCCAUGUGCCACCCCCCUUUGAUCUAAAGUCGCGCAGGCGAGGAGCUGCCCAUCAGCCUUGCAUGAUGGAAGACGUUACCCCCCCUUGCCCCGUCUGCCCCGUCUGCCCCGUCUGCAUUCUUAGAGGUAGGGUUCAACGCCAAGACGAGUGGCUGUCCCCGCGCUUUUCGGUCGACCUGCCCCAUCCGAAAUCCAUCUUUUCCACAUUUCCCGUCCUUCUAGCGCGACACUUUUGGGCCCGUUUUUCCCUUGACAUUUCCACGUCGAGUAUGGGGCUGUACAUGUGUACCUGUGCGAGUUUCAAAUGUGACAUCCAAGAUGAUGCGGCAACGACAAUCGCAUUGGUUCUCAUGUCGUUCCAGACACACCCUGGUGUGGCGGGUGCAACCCCAGAAUACCACGCCUGAGCAAAAAGCUACCGUAGUGUCGGCAUAGACGGGGCCGCUCUGGCACCACUGUUGUUGCCGCUCGAUUGGAAGGAGUGCCAGAAAACGGCGCGCCGUGCGAUUACAGAUUGUCUGCUAGCCUAACGUCAGCAGCCUGAGUCUGGAGCUUUGGAAUAACCAUAUUCAACAA
Messenger RNA from Bipolaris sorokiniana ND90Pr, 1033 nucleotides. RefSeq lists its product as uncharacterized. Bases 265 to 864 code for a protein of 199 amino acids. NCBI's taxonomy places the organism in Eukaryota, Fungi, Ascomycota, Dothideomycetes, Pleosporales, Pleosporaceae. The record is from RefSeq and is a predicted model, not a curated record. The transcript has 3 exons.